Molecule: messenger RNA, 1209 nt
Organism: Schistocerca piceifrons (Central American locust)
Lineage: Eukaryota; Metazoa; Arthropoda; Insecta; Orthoptera; Acrididae
Product: F-box only protein 21-like
Exons: 6
Coding region: 69-959 (296 amino acids)
Molecular function (GO): protein binding
Source: RefSeq, a predicted model, not a curated record
UAGGCAGCUUUGACAGGGCGAUUGAGAAGGGUAAAUAUUGGGAAGAUGAAUGGUUGAAGUCAGUUGACAUGGAUGGUGCUUUGUCUAUAACUUACUUACCCAAUGAGAUAAUAGAACAUAUCCUAGAAAGUGAAUGUUUAACGGCGAAAGAUUUAUGCAACUUUGAAGCAACAUGUACCAAAUUCAGAAACCUACUCAUCAACAACAAUAAGCUGUGGAAAAUCAAGUUUCAUCAAUCGUGGCCACGACUUGUCUGCAAUUCGAAACGGCACUAUGUUGCUGAUUGGAGAACGGAGUUUAAAACCAGACUCCACUUUGGGUGGAAGGUUAGACAACUGUUAUCACAAAUGUCUGCAAAGUUUUACAAAAAGGAGGACAUUUCUCAUGCACAGCUGUCAGAUUUUUGGGCUUUGCUGGAACAUCAUCCACAUGCUUAUCCUUUCAUGAUCAGUGAACUGAUGCUGAUACUGUAUGACCAUAGUGUUAGCACAGAUCUGACUUUGAAGUACUAUGCUGAGAAGGUUACUCGCUUGGUACGCCAAGCACAUUUGACUAAGAAGUGGAAGAAUUUCAUUGCAUUACCUCCUGAGCGCCAGAUCCUGGAGCGUGGGGCAACAAUGGUAGCACAAUGGUGUCAACCUCUUAUAGAGGUUCCAUACCAGUCUAUUGCUACACAGCUUGAUUCAAUAGCUGCUCGUGCUAAAGAAGUAUUGCAAGAAGAACACCCGAAUCAUCCCCUUUUAUCAGCAUCUGUUGAGGACCUGCACCGUUUCCGGGAGUGCAAUAUUCCAGAUAAUCAGUGGAAGCCAAGUGAAUCACAAGAAGUCCUCAGUGCUGUAUGCCAUGUUCUGUUCCAGGAGAUGGGAUUCCAUGGCAACAGUACAAUGUAUUAUUCUGCAGAUAAUUCUUACAUUGACAAGGUACUGCAAGUAUCGACGUGGCAUACCCAUUACUCUUAGUAUUCUGUUUGAAAGUAUUGCGAGACGCCUGGGUGUGAGGUGUGAACCAGUUAGUUUUCCUGCACAUUUCUUAUUGCGAUGGAGAGAUCAUUAUGGAACUGAUACUGCACCAGAUGGUGGUAGCCCAGUCUAUUACAUAGAUGUCUUCAAUGGUGGACAGUUCCUCACAAAGCGCAGCUGCCCUCGGUACUCAUCAGACGUCCCCUGUCCCAUGGGAGGACUUACCUUUCAAGCUGCUACUGCUCAACAG